ACUACGAUAAUUUUCUCUCGUAUAGGUAGAUUAUGGAGCGUUUUGCCACCUGUUGACCUCUCUGCCCGCCACCGCCUCCUUUCAUGGCUACCGUCGGAAACGGUAAAUUGGCCAAAAUUCCCGCCGCCUCUCUUGCCGUUGUGGCGGUGGUGACGGCUGUGAUUUCUCUCUCUGUCGCCUUCUUCUCUGCUUCCAUAUGUAGGCGAAAAUCCAAGAUUCUAUCUUUACGCGUUAAGGAGCUCGAAGCCUCUCUCGAUGCUUCUUUGGAGAUGGCAGCAUCGGAGCGGCGUGGGAGAAUUAGAGCCCAGCAGGCGCUACGGGUGGCUUUGGCUCAGCGGAGUUCUGAUGGUUCGAGAAUGUCGAGAUCAGAAUCUGCUGUUUCUUACCCUAUGGCUCCCAUUGCUUUCGUGCAGUCCUGCUUCGCUACUAGGAAUGGUACACCGAGGCAACCCUUAGUAGUGCCUCUUUCUAGAGCAUGCUUAAUGUUUGAUUCCAGCCGAGUUCCAGCAGCUGCAUUAGAUGGACUUGCUGAAUACUCCCAUUGCUGGGUCUUAUACGUAUUUCACCUGAACACUGACCUUGAGAAAUUGUGGAAACAAACCUCCAGAUCAAAAUUCAAGGCAAAGGUGAGAGUUCCUAGACUUAAAGGUGGCAAGAUGGGAGUCCUUGCCACAAGAUCACCACAUAGGCCUUGUCCUAUAGGUCUUUCGGUUGCAAAGAUUGAGGCGCAGGAAGGACAUGCAAUUCUGCUUUCAGGAGUAGAUCUGGUCGAUGGAACGCCAGUCCUUGAUGUCAAACCUUACUUGCCAUACUCUGAUAGCAUUCAAGGAGCAACUCUUCCCAAAUGGUUGAAGGAGGAAGAAAAUUCGUUGGCCAUAUCUUCUGUUUGUUUUUCUGCGGAAUUUAAUUCUACUCUAUCCAUCUGCUGGUCAGAACACGAGAAAAAAUCACUAUAUGCAUCCAUGGAUGAAUUCCAGAGUUUGAUCAAGGAGGUUCUCUCAUGGGAUAUCAGGUCACUAUCCCAGCAGAGCCGACCACAUCAUGCAAUUAUUGAAGGUGAAAGCCAUGAAUGCUCACUUCUCCCAGCAGCUGGUGUCAUUUACCACUUGAUUCUCGAAGGAAUCGACAUUUCGUACCGAAUCGACGACGACGGGUCGAAUAUCUUGGUUGAGAGAGCCACCAUUGUUCCCAGUGCCAGUACAGUGAGCAACAAAUAUCACUACAAUUACUCAAUGUGGAGAGAGAAGAUAGUUAAAAUAAAUGAUUUAGCAGUCCAAUGAUCUAGUUAUAUUAAUAGUGACAGUUUGGAUCUUCUGAAAAGCUCUGUUUGUUAGUAGUAGGUAGUUGGUGCAUUGAAUAUGUUAGUUGUUUUAUUCAACUAUGUGAUGGCCGACUAGCAGUUUGAAUGUAGUGAGGAGUUUGUGCUACUGUCUUCUACCAAAAGCAGCAGUUGGUCAAUGAUUUCUCUUCCUUUUUUUUAAUAA
Dendrobium catenatum is the source of this 1484-nucleotide messenger RNA. Its product is annotated as tRNA (adenine(37)-N6)-methyltransferase. The transcript is spliced from 9 exons. The record is from RefSeq and is a predicted model, not a curated record. The coding region runs from base 84 to 1280 and encodes 398 amino acids. NCBI's taxonomy places the organism in Eukaryota, Viridiplantae, Streptophyta, Magnoliopsida, Asparagales, Orchidaceae.